Messenger RNA from Plasmodium berghei ANKA, 2529 nucleotides. Its product is annotated as conserved Plasmodium protein, unknown function. The record is from RefSeq and is a predicted model, not a curated record. The transcript has a single exon. Lineage: Eukaryota; Apicomplexa; Aconoidasida; Haemosporida; Plasmodiidae. The coding region runs from base 1 to 2529 and encodes 842 amino acids. Gene Ontology annotation, cellular component: trans-Golgi network membrane.
AUGAAUAGGUUAAUAUUAAAUAAAGCCACUUCAUCAAAUGAUGAGCCAACGCCGGGGUACUUGUACAACGAGAUAUCUCAAAUGACAUUUUGUUCUAAAGAAUCACUAAAUAUGGUUGGGGAAUAUUUAUUAAAAAAAUUGCAAAGAACUGAUUUAAAUGUCAAAUUAAAAACUUUAAAAAUCUUAAAACAUUUAUGUGAUAAAAAAAGAUCUGAUUUUCGAAACUUUUUAAAAAAAAAAAUAGAUAUUAUAAAAGAAUGUCAAAAUUGUAAUAUUGUUCAUGAUCAAUUAAAAGGGGAUACACCAUCGAUGUUAGUUCGAAAAGAAGCUACUGAUUUGAUAAAAAUUAUUUAUUCUUAUGAGACAGUUGAAAAUAAUAUUAAAACAAUUCCAAACAGUAAUCAAGACAAUAUAGUCAAAAAUAAUAGAAUAGAAGGAUUUGGUAAUAAUGUGGUUCAAAAAGAUUUAAGUAAUUAUCCAAGGGAAAAUAAUGCAAACUAUAUUUAUAAUAAUAACAUCAGUGGAAAUAAUAAUUUUUAUGACCUUCCAAAUAUGAAGCAACAAUUCAAUGGAAAAAAUAUGGGCUAUCAAAGCAAUAGUACAUUUAAUAAUCCAAACAAUUAUAUGAAUAAAAUGCCUGGAUUUGGAAAUCCAUAUUUUAAUCAAAACCCUGCACAAAAAACAAAAAGUGAAAUUGCUAUUAAAUAUUUGAAUGAAGUAGCAAAUAAAUAUAUACCAUCGUCUUUUGUAAAUAAAAUUAAUAAAGUUAGUACAACUAUUUCAAAAAAUUAUUCAAAUGGAUCUUUAAAUAUUCAAAAUAUAAUAGGUGGAAAUUCUUUUAAUAAAAAUUUUGAAAAGGGAAAUAUGAAAUAUUUUGAUGGUAGAAAUUCAGGAUGGGUAUCUAAUAAUAACAAUUUUAAUAAUAAUACAAAAUAUUAUAAAAAUAAUAAUGGAAAGGAAAAAAUGAAAAACCCACAAGAAUCGCAAGAAUCUGGUCUAUAUGAAAAUAAAAUAAUUGAUGAUGUAUUAAAUACUACUGGUAUUAAUAAAGUCCCUUGUGAAAAUGUUGUAAACGAAUUUGUUCAAAAAUGUGAUACAUUAGAUACUAAAGUAAUUAUUAGUAUCAUUACAUCUAAAUUAAAAACCAAUUUUAUGGAUGAAGAAUCAAAUUGGAAAUAUAAAAUCAAAGUAUUACAUGUUAUUAAGCAUUUAUUAAUUCAUAGAAAAAAUAAAAAAAGCAAUGAACAAAUAAUAGAAACCUUCGAAAUUCUAUUACAUAAUUUAAAAAGACAAACCAUGGAAGAAUUAUAUAAAUGUAAAGAAAUUAAGCAAUUAAAAAAACUUGCCAUAGAAAUAUUUGUAUUGAUGGGUUUAAAAGAAAAGCAACAAAAUGAAGAGACACUAAAAACGGUGCAAAGAAAUUAUCAAAAUGUUAAUGCACCAAAUUUUGAAAUACCAAAUUUAUUAGAUUUUGAUGAUGAUCCUAUUAAUAUCACACCUACAAAUAAUAACCAUGUUCCUACAGAUAUGUUUAAAGAGUCUAAUGCGAAUAAAAAUUUUCGAGAUAUAGAUAUCGAUCUCAUAAAUUUUGAAAAUAAUUCCAAUAAUAAUACAAAAAAAAAUGAUGAAUCUUUUAAUACCGUGGUAAGAAAUAUAGAUAAUAUGCCGUUAUCAAAUUCGAUGCCAAAACACACAGAACUGUUUAAUAGCCUAAAUGUUAAAUGUGCAUCCAAUUAUUACAAUAAUGCUGGUACUAGUUUUAGUGACAAUAAUAUUAAUAUAACAAAUGAAAAAUGUAGAGGACGAAAUAAUUCGAUAAAUUCAUAUGGAAAAGUAAAUGAUAAUGCUUUUCUCAAUGAUUUAAUUUUGUUAAACCCUGAAAAUACUCAAAAGAAUACUAGUAAAUAUAAUGAUAAUAUUAUAAAAUCUCAAAAUAAAAAAUCUAAUUUAAAUAAUGGUGAUGAUUUUUUUAAUUUAGGAUCUACUGAUAACACAAAAAAUCAUAAAGACAGUAUUAGUUCUUCAAAAAAUACAUAUUUUGAAGAUAUGGAAAAACUACAAUUUUCAAAAGGAUCAAAUAAUAUAGAUAAUAAAAACAAAUAUUAUGAACAAAAUAAAAUAAAUAAUAAACUAAAUAUCGAAACAUUAGAAAGCGAAAAUACUCAAUUUUAUGAUAGAAAUAAUUUUAAUAAUACAAAAGAAAAAAAUUCUAAUGAUGCAUGCUUAAUAGAUAUAAAUGAUCAUCUUACCGAUAUUAGUAUUAAGAAAAAUAAUAACGUUAACAGUUUUUAUAUUGAUCAUAAAGGAUCCGCAAAUUAUCACACGCAGAAUAAUAAUAAUCAAACAGAUGUAAUUAAAAAAAAAUAUAGUUCUGAUUUUAUAAAUAAUUCUAUAAAUACAAAUGAUGAUAAAAUUAAUCAUUUUUUUAACACAUUUACAAUUUCUCCUAAGAAACCUGAAAAACCGAAUGAAAAGCCGAAUGUCAAAAUUGACGCAUUUGAAUUAAUGGCAGAUGAAAUGAAGUUAUAA